Messenger RNA from Chiloscyllium plagiosum (whitespotted bambooshark), 6162 nucleotides. RefSeq names its product synaptoporin a (gene synpra). The record is from RefSeq and is a predicted model, not a curated record. Gene Ontology annotation, cellular component: synaptic vesicle; synaptic vesicle membrane. NCBI's taxonomy places the organism in Eukaryota, Metazoa, Chordata, Chondrichthyes, Orectolobiformes, Hemiscylliidae.
GCAGCAGUCGAGUUUCUGGAGAAUCAGACUGGGAGCCGUCAACAAGCAGCUCCUCAUCCACACACCAAGCGGUACAGUCACAGGCUGCAGAGAUGGACAUUCUCAAUCAGCUUGUAGCAUCUGGAACAUUUCGCAUCGUCAAGGAGCCGCUGGGGUUUGUGCGCCUCCUCGAAUGGAUUUUUGCAAUCUUUGCAUUUGCAACAUGUGGUGGCUACUCUGGAGCACUGAAAGUCAGUGUGGACUGUGUGAACAAGUCAGAAAGUAACCUGAACAUUGAGAUAGGAUUUUCGUAUCCUUUCAGGUUACACCAAGUGUAUUUUGAUGCACCCACAUGUGAAGGAAAAAAGCAGGAGAGGCUGUUUCUGAUAGGCGACUACUCAUCAUCUGCAGAGUUCUUCGUCACCAUUGCAGUCUUUGCAUUCCUGUACUCACUGGCAGCUACAGUAGUUUAUAUCUUCUUUCAAAACAAAUAUCGUGAAAACAACCGGGGCCCUCUGAUUGAUUUCAUUGUGACUGUGGUCUUCUCAUUCAUGUGGCUCGUGGGAUCAUCAGCCUGGGCGAAAGGACUCUCUGAUGUCAAAGUUGCUACAGAUCCUGAUGAAGUGCUUUUACUCAUGUCAGCAUGCAAACAGCAGGGCAAUAAAUGCUCACCUGUCAGAGACCCUGCUAUGUCAGGAUUAAACACAUCCGUUGUCUUUGGAUUUCUUAACUUUAUUCUGUGGGCUGGGAAUAUCUGGUUUGUGUUCAAGGAGACUGGAUGGCAUACUUCAGGUCAACGACACCCUCAAAGCACCAUGGAAAAACAGCCGGCUCAAACUGGCUUCAACCAACCCUAUAAUCAGCGGGCAGGUGAUCAAGAAAGCUAUGGUCAAACAGCUGGAUACAACCAACAAGGAUAUGGACAGCAACCAGGUUAUGGGCAACAAGCUUCAUAUGGUCAGAUUGGAGGCUACAGUCAGGGUGGUUACGGCCAGAAUGCUCCAACUUCUUUUACUAAUCAAAUGUAACGUGUUCUAGAUCUGAUAUCUGUGCAUCCUUUGUCUGAAAUCUCCAUAGCACCAAGCUUUCAGUUAGAGUAAAUUCAUAAGGGUAUUGAGUAUUUCUGUGAUAUUGAUAAUGAGAAAUAUCAGUAGAAAGUUGCAGUGAUUUUAAUCACUUGUUAAUAAUAAUUUUCAGGUGUUCAAAUAUUAGCAUGGUGAUGUAAGUAUUGCUGGUUACUGUAAGCAAAUAUCACUUUAUAAAAUACCUCCAUGGCUAGUGUCUUUUUUAUGUUGUAUUGAAAUAGUAAAACCUGUAAAACUGUUAAAAUGCACAAAACAUAUUUUGCUUGUGUAAUGUUUGUUCUGGCUAUAUGUGGUAGAUUCUGUCUGAUUGAGCAAAUAGUAUUAGAAUUGAAUUAAUCUUUUUGGCUUUCUGGGGAGGAAUUAAUAAGUGGCCCUUGUGUGACUACUAAAUAUUGCAUUGUGUGUACUUAAAAAUGGCUUGUGCAUGAUGUUGUUACAGCUUAUACACUGUGUCCGACUCUGGUGUGAUGUUACUCAGUGCACUAAGAUCUCACCCUUAUAGUUAGUAAAGCAAAAAUGUUUUUAUGCUGUAGUUACAGGUAUUACAGUCAAAUGGAAUUUAUAUUUCUAUGUUUGUUAAGAAGAAGCAUUUUGUUCAAAAAACCCUUGUUUGUUAAAUGUAAAAGUUAUUUUGUUUACAUUAUAUAUAUUAUUUGUUAGUACAGAUGCAAAUGUGAUUUAUUUUCAGCAUGCUAGUGUGUUUUGUAAUAUAUCUUUGAAUUCCCUACAGCAGUGAAAAACUGCAUUAGAUCACCCUAAAAUAUUGAAAAGAUCUUUACUUUGGAAAAUGUUUAACUUUUUAUGAACAUAUGUACAACCAGCUUCUGCAACUUGCCACAGCUAUAUCUCUUUGGUACAGUAGUUUAUGUACCUGCCUGCAGUGUGGUCUUACUGUGUUGUCACACAAAUGAAAUAGUCAUUGUAGAAAAAUUGAAUCUGUAUCUGUCUAUAACAGUCAAUAUAUUAUGCUCAAUAUCUUGACGUAAGAUGUAGUUAUCAAAGCACAAAGCAACUAUGAUUCCUUUCUGUCUUUUUGAAGUACUGUGGUAUUGUGGUGAUGAUUGAGAAGUGUGUGAAUGUAUUCAAAAUAAUCAUUAGCAUCUGUGAUCAAAAUCAUUGGCCAACCAAUGUAAUCCAACUCAUAAAUGUAAAAUUACCUGCAAGUUUUAAAAAUCCACACACAACAGUCGCAAUGUCAGCUUAGCAACAUUCAAACUGUCUUCUUAGAAUAUACAAUGAGCCAUAUCUAGCUGUCAAAAUAAUGGUAAUGCUAUUGGCACUUAGUGUUAUUGACGCACAAGUGGUACAGCAAAUUCAAGCACAGAGCAAAUGUAUAAUUAAUAUCCAAAAUACAGAAGUUGUUUUAAGAUGCACUGCUCUGCCAUUAUCCUCACAAAAACAGCAUUGCAAUGUCUGGCUCACUAUUGAAGUAAAUAAUGUGACCUUCUUGUAUUUGUGUAUUGCUACAACUUAAACAGAAGGAGGUUUUACAGCACAGUGGGCUAGAAACUCUGGGCUUGAGACCUAUGCUUCUAGACCUUAAUUCCCACACUCCCUGGUCUGUCGGGUUUGUUCUGAUAUCAAUAACAAGGUAAUUCAAACAAUGGAAUAUAUCCAAUGUUCUUUAUUAAAGCAAAGUAUACUACAAAAAAAAUGCAAAAAUUUUACCCGUACAAUGUUUCCAGUCACAAGUGAACUGUUUUACAAAGGCCUAUUUGAACAUUUGACCAGGACAGUCAUCAGCCUACUCCAUCUGAACUUUGAGCUGUUCAAUCAGAUGAACUCCUCAGCUGGCCAAUUGUGCUGCGAGGCAAACUAUUUUAAUAUUUCCAUACAAAAAAGUGUUCAAACUCUUUAUGCUAUCCAGUCUUGAGCACAAAACAUCAUCUACUAUGGCCAGUUAAAUUAGUUAAUUCAUUAAGAUUUGCUUAUGUCUUUUUGGAAAAGAACUUAUCUCUUGCUUUUAAUGAACUCUGAUCUCAACUUUAGCUUAAUUUUGCUUUUCACUGCUUUUAUGUCAUCAAAUCAACCAAAUGCUAUUUACAUAGCAUAAUUCUAUAUGACAAUCACAAAUUCAUUUGAUAAAUAGUCCACAUUAUCAUAUCUUAUUCACAGUGUCUGGUUUGAACAAAACAUCAGUUUUCCAGAGUUACUGUGACAGUUCAGUCCAUUACUGCUGAGUUACAGUCCUCCAAACUAAACACACACAUUCCUUCAGCAACACAAAACAGACACUUUAAAACCAGUGACCUUUCUAAUCAUUAGGUUAUCACCAGGCUUUACAUGUGUUCCAAUUCAUUCAACUUUAUUUAAAUUCAUCCUGGUAACCCAGCAAAGUUUGAGUUAAUAUUUGCAUAUUCCUUUCUUUAAAAUCUUGUAGAACUUUUCUAGGGGUCUCAAUGGUUUAACAAAAUAUAUGCAUCCUCAUUUCCUUUUGAUGAUCAUUACUUCAGGACAUCAGAAAUUUCAUCCUGCUAGUUUCCCCACCUUAAAGCACACCACAAACUCCACAAAAGAACUACUCACACUAGUACUAGGACUAUAGAUUACCAUGAGCACAUGGAACACAAUGCAAAUUCAGGAGUGGGUCUCUACAUUCAACCUCCAAUCCCAAAGUUUGUCCCACCAAUUGGUCUCCUUAAUCUCUUUUACCUCCCUCUGUGCUUACUCACUUCAUUGCUGCAGGAUAUAAUACACUUUCCAUGCCCGUCUCAGUACUUGCCUUUCCUUGGUUAGGUAAUGGAUGUAUAUGAUAUGAAAAUUGAUUCACAUACCAGUUGAGAUUCUCCUUAAGUUGUCAUGGCUGCAAAGCAUCUUCUCUUUUGAAUUAUGGAUAUCCAGUAAUUUCAACUGACCCACACAAGAAGAGUGAAAUGGACUGAAAGUUUUGGAUGGGCAUUGUCUCCAUACAGAAAUAAUACCUUUGUGGUUAUUACACAAUUCUCUCCUCAUAUAUGCUACUUGUAUAUAUGUGUAUUCAUUGAGGUUGCCUGCAUAGUACAAUUAACAGAACAUUAAAACGACACAAAGCUUCCUCCCUAUCAUAUAUGGGUUGGGUACAUGUAUUAGUCAUUUACCCAUUCUACCCUCCAUCAUGGUGGACCCUGAAAGCAUCUUCCCUUACUGUGCAAUAGAGGAGUGAAUAUUGUUUACAUUGUAUGAUGUCCCUCUUGUCAGAAUCCAUAUACUUUGUAUACCUGUUUUGAUUUCUCUUUCCCUGUAAUUAUGGGAAUGUCUAACACCAUUCCUGCCUAUAGUCCACAUUUAAGUGUACAAUCAUCUUCGACAGUAAGUAUACACACAAUAAACACAGGUUGGCAAUUAGUCAAAUUAAUUGAUCCAGAAGUUAAAUUCUUGAGCGGCUCAUUCCUCCCCCUGAUGUAUCUGCCAUAAAUUUUCCUGAAUAGGAAUCAAAGGGAAUCUGCCAUCUUUUCAACUGGAUCUUUUGGCCUGACCUCAAGAUCCCCUUUAACCGGUCCUGACCCUUUAGCCCAGAUCAGCCAAGUCUAUAGAGUUAACCACUUCUACUCCCAUAUUAAAGAAGUAAUUAGGUAACAUUUUAUCAGGUUAUUUCUUUCUCUUGAUUUGACCCCAAUGUAGACAGAGUCAAGAGUGUGGUGCUGGAAAAGCACUGCAGAUCAGGCAGCAUCCGAGGAGCAGGGACACCUGUUCUCAGGGCCAGAUCCCUUUUGGAGCCACGUGGUCAUGACCCUUGUGCCUGAGUCUCUUGACCUAACGACUCAUUCCAGAAGUUCCAAGAAGAGCAAUGAAUUUAGAGCACAAUUAGGUCAUUGGGUCUCCGAGACGUUUAAAACAAUUAUCCAGUCUUGAGCGAAUGAUCAUUUUGACCACUGGCAAAUAUCACAAAAGUGUCAUCUACCAUAGCCAGUUUGAUCAGUUAAUUCAUUAAGGUUUGCUUGUCUCUCCUUGGGAAGAAACUUACCUCUUGCUUUUCAAGAACAGCUGACCUCAAAAGCUUGAUUUUGCUUUUCACUACUUUUAUGUCACCGAAUCAACCAUAUGCUAUUUACACAGCACAAUUCUAUGACAAUCACAAAUUCAUUUGAUAAAUAGUCCACAUUAUUGUAUCUCUUCUUGGUGCCAGGUUUAAACAAAACGUCAGUUUUCCAGAGUUACUGUGACAGUUCAGUGCAUGACUGCUGAGUUACAGUACCCCAAUGUAAGUACAUAAUUCCUUCAGCAAAUCACAGAAACACUUUACAACCAGUGACCAUCUAAACAUUAGGUCAUCACAAGGCUUUACAUGUGUUCUCCUUAUUUCAUUCAACUUCAUUAAAUUUCAUUUUGGUAUUGCAUCAAAUUUUGGGUUAAUAUCUACAGAAACCUAUGGCCAAGGAAAAUGUUUUCAAAUGUGUCCAAAUGUGUUGGGUAUUAACCAACACAUCCUUCCAAUACACAGUAAUGGCAAGCAAUAAGAUUGGAAGAGAUUUAUGGUCAGCCUCUACCAUCAUUGUCCAUAGCUGCAGACCACAACAGAUAUGUAAAAAUGCAUGUUGCCAUUGCAACUUGGACUCCCUGAGUGAACUGUAAUUGAACAGCACCAGCACAAACCAAACCCACCACAGCAAGUUGUCUUGAUCUUUCAGCCCAAGUUCCCUUUAAAUUGUGUAAUAAGUUUUAAUUGUUGCCAGUCAUUCUCUCUCUUCACUGAAACUUAUUACAAAUGUGGAGUUUUGUUCCUUCAGGCUGUAAUUGCUGGGGAUGUUAAAAUAUUGACUUUUUCUUUGACUGAUUUUGUUUUAUUCUUAAUACAAUUUUCUUUUCCCCCUCUUCAUUUUUUGUAUCUGAUUUAACAUUGAAUGCAUUCAGUCUAAAUUAUAUUUCCUUCUCACUCCUUAAUUGUUAAUUUAUUUAUCCAAUCUGAUGAGAAAGGAGAAACCCAGUUACUUGCAUUGUUCAGUAAAGUCCUUUCCCUCCUGCGCCAUAAUCAAGUUAUAUUUGCAGCAAUUUGUCACCCAAAACCAUUGAAAUCUAACAUAUAAGGGGAGGUCUAACCAGUGGUAGAUGCCUUAUGCCCUGCUACAAAUUAUGGCCAAUGAUUUUUGUUUGUUCUUUAUUAGACCAUACUACUUUAAUA